AUGGGUCCUUGCUGUGUGUUACCUGGCUGGGCAGGAAAGAUCAAGAACCUGUCACUAGUUUCUUCCUGUGCGAUGUCAGAAGAUGAAACCAGGGCAGGGAGUACAAAACCAGCCUCUGUUGAUGAAUAUAAUACCAGGAUGAAUAUACUGGAGGAGUAUAACUGUCUCUUUGACAAAAAGAGUAGGCAGUGGUGGAGGAAGAUCUCUCAUUGGCUGCUAGAGAUAACAUUUGUGAAUGCUCACAGACUCUCUGCCCUGACUGGGCCACCUGACAGGAAAACUCAAGACCUCACAUUGAAAGUAUUCAAACUGCAUCUUAUAUAA
Molecule: messenger RNA, 324 nt
Organism: Candidula unifasciata
Lineage: Eukaryota; Metazoa; Mollusca; Gastropoda; Stylommatophora; Geomitridae
Source: the annotation of a GenBank genome assembly